AUUUCGGCCGGCGCGGUGGCCGGUGAGGGUACGGACGGGAAGCGAGAAUCGAAUCAAAUCGGUCCCAAUCCCCACCCGCCCCCUCCCCCCCUAGCGGCUACCCCGAGCAGGAUGGCGACGCCUAGGUUCUCGCUGGGGCAGCUCCUCCGCCGCGGGUCCGCGCCGUCGCGGCUCGGAGCGCCUGCCGUCUCCCGCGUCGUCCUGCUGUCACGGUGUCGCCGCGCUGAACGGCAUCUUCUCCUUCCAAGGAUCUUCCCGCCAUCCGAUGCUCCUUCCGGUGUCAUUCGGAUCCCCAACAAGCAGUGGUACGAAGAUGCAUGCAAGGGCAAGUCCUCGGGUGGUUCGACAUAUGAGCAAUUAAGAACUGUCAUGAAACAGAACUUCUGCUGGCUUAUGUUCUAUCAUACAAUCCCAAAGGGCAGGGGUAAAGAGGCAUUGGCCUCUCUCAUCUUUGGCCUUGCCGGCAUGUACUGGAUGGUUUGCACACAUGUGCGCCUCAGGAAGCUCAUGCGGGGAGAGAUCAAUGUUAACGGCAAGUGGUACAGGGUAGAGGAUGGGUCUAUAACAUGCGACUAGAGCAAUGGCUUCACCAGUGAAGAUGUUCUAAUCCUUCCGACACAUGCUUGCUUGAAAUACUGUGAUACUAAAUCAGCUCUAUACCUUGUUUGUACUCUGUAAUUAGUCAAUUGAGUACCACUGUGCACCUCUUAUCCGAAAAUGAGAGGUGUAGCUGGGGAUUUUACGGUGAAGUUUCUCCUGAACAACUUCGGACUUAGACAGAAUGAAGGCCGCUAGUCAAAACCGUAGUUGUGCGGCUAUUUUUGCUUGCUUAACUGUUGCCAUUAUGGUUGAUUUAGUUUUACUUGUAGUUAAAUCUGAAAUUACAGCAGGAGACUUGAAUAUAAUCGAGUAUAAUUAGAUGCUUUGUGCCAUUUAUCGA
Molecule: messenger RNA, 940 nt
Organism: Aegilops tauschii subsp. strangulata
Lineage: Eukaryota; Viridiplantae; Streptophyta; Magnoliopsida; Poales; Poaceae
Source: RefSeq, a predicted model, not a curated record